AUGCUCCUAAAUCGCUACGCGUUGCGCGUCAUACACACAAGGGCGCGCUUACGUUGUGCUAACGCGUCAGCCAUGGGCUCGCAGCUGGUGGCGAAGCUCUUCAUUGUGAUGCACCUUGUCAUCGCUAUCGCUGCUAUCGCCAUAGACAAGUCGCUACAAAUUGAGCAACCCGAUCAGCCGUUACUCGAUCACACCCAAUCACAUUUCUUGCCAAAUCGCUCUGGUAUAGUGCAGCUCUUUGAGUGGAAGUACGCUGACAUCGCGGCGGAAUGUGAGCAGUUUUUGGGCCCGCGCGGUUUUGCGGGCGUGCAGGUCUCACCCGUCACAGAGCAUUUGUUGGUGCGCUCUGCAACUACGCCGCCACAUGCAUGGUGGGAACGCUAUCAACCGCUCUCCUUUCAAAUGGCCUCGCGUUCUGGCGGCGAGGAGGAGUUUCAUCAAAUGACACGCGCUUGUAAUGACGCUGGCGUACGCGUCUAUGUCGAUGUGGUGCUCAACCAUAUGGCUGGCGCUUAUGAUGAGGAAACAGCGAGCGGUCAGCGGCUGCUUGAGGGCUUUGCCGGUUCGACGGCCAAUGCGAGUUCAUACGAUUUUCCCACUGUGCACUUCACAAGCCGCCAUUUCCAUAAGCCGUGUGAGUUGUUGAAUUAUAUGGAUGCUCAUGAGGUGCGUAAUUGUGCGCUAAAUGGCUGGCCUGACUUGAAUCAUAAUCGGCUGGAUGUGCGCGGUAAUUUGACGGAGUUUCUUAAUCGCUUGGUGGAUAUGGGUGUAGCAGGUUUUCGUGUGGACGCGGCGAAAUAUAUUUGGCCCAUUGAUAUUAAGCUGCUCUUCAAGAACGUUAAAUAUCUCAACAGCGAGGAAUCCGACUUUCCCGAGAAUGCGCGUCCAUUCGUGUAUCAAGAUGUGGUAGAUUUAGGAAUUGAUUCUAUAUCGAAAACGGAGUACUCCAGCUACGGCAUAGUUACCGAGUAUCUGUACGCUGCCGAAUUGGCCAACAUAAUCAACGGUAAAGCACCGCUUAGUACGCUAAUAAAUUGGGGACCAGCGAUGGGCUUUCUGCCACAUCAGCAAGCGCUCGUCUUCGUUGAUAGUCACGAUGUGCAACGAGACCGCAAACUUUUAGGCGCUAAUCGGCUACUCUCUUACAAACAACCAAGGAAGUACAUAAUAGCCACAGCAUUCAUGUUGGCACAUCCGUAUGGACGGGUUAAACGGAUUAUGAGCUCGUAUUAUUUUGCAGCGGAGCAGCCAGAACAAGGACCACCGAUGGAGGAAAGUGAAGAGGAGGUGGAGGAGGAGGAGACGGAUGCAGAUGCUGAAGGAAAUGAAGUUGAAGCAGAUGGUGAUGAAGCUGCUUCCACUGCCGAUGUAUCGCCACCACAACUGCACAUACGCUCGCCAACAUUUGAUGCGUCCACUGGCCGCUGUGAAUACGCCUCCGGUUGGGUUUGCGAGCACCGCUGGCCACCCAUCGUGCAUAUGGUAGAGCUGGCGAAUACGCUGAAUGAAAUAGAGGAUGGUGUCAUUAAUUUCCAAACAGAUGGUUCAAAUCACAUAGCCUUCUGCCGUGGUAACAAAGCAUUCUUUGCGUUUAACAACGAUGCACAGUUGACGUAUGAAGCUAUAGUGGAGACUUGUCUGCCGAGUGGUGUGUACUGUGACGUGAUUAGCGGUGGUCGUGCGGAGACUGCAACCGAUUGUUUGGGUAAACGUAUUGUGGUCAACAUGCAGGGUAAGGCGCGUAUUACAUUGCCAGCUGUGUUCGGCGCAGGCGAGGAUGAAGCAGCAGACGGAAGUGAUUAUGAUGAAGCGGAUGCAGAGGAAAAUGAUGCCUAUGGAAUUGCUGCGGGAGCAGAUGGAGAAUUUGGUGUGUUGGCCGUGUAUUAUGGAUCGAGAUUAGAAGAUGAAGUGCCACCAGAAAAGCAGAAGGGUGGAGAUGACACAGAAGCAUCACCGGCCGAUGAGCUUGAAGAGAACACUGCAACCGAAUUGGCAGUGGAGGAUGUUGCAGACGAGUCUGAAGUGGUGGAAGAAGUAACGGAGAUAAUCGAUGGGUCAGAUGAAGAUGUGUCGCCUGAAAAGUUGGAAGAUGCAGUGGUAGAAAAGAGUGCUAAGCUGGAGGAGGCUGCAACUGAUGCGAGUGUUGAGAAUGAAGACGAGGACGUUGGGGAAGCGACUGCCGUUGAAGGCGAAGAAGAAACUAGUGCUGGUGGAGGCGAGGAAGAAGAAGUUGAAACUCAGGACGCAGCAGUGCAGACGGAGACUGGAGAAGAUCCCCCAGCAGAAGAAGAACCUGCGGUAGAAGAAGAAGCUGCGGUAGAGGAACAGCCCGCGGAAGAUGAGGAACCUGCCGUAGAAGAAGAACUUGCGCAAGAUGAAGAACCUGCCAUAGAAGAGGAACCUACUGUGGAAGAGGGCGAAGAUGCUGAGGAAGUAGGCGGAGAUGCAGCAGAUAACGCAGAAACAGCUGAAGCUGAAGGGGAAGCAGCUAAUGCUGAGAAGCCCGCAGAGUCUGUGGCCGACGAAUCAGCAGCUGAUGAGUCAGCGGCAGCUGACGAGCCACCAGUAGAGGGAGAUGCAGCUGGUGAAGAUGCUAAAGAAGAAGGAAUUUUAGAUGAAGCUAAGGGUGUCUUAAAGGAAAUAGAAAAAGAAGUGACAGAUGCCGUAAAUAAAGUGAAAGAUAAAGUUACGGAGCACAUUGGCAAGGAUGGGUCUGACAUAAAAACAAGCAUUGAAGCGGGUGCUGAAAAUCUGGCAAAUAAAACGAAGGUGAUUAUCGCAAAAGCCGGAUUCAAUACGAAUAGCGCUACAACUUCAGAAAGCAUUCAAUUGUGCAGCUUAACAAUUUUAAUCAGUUCAAUUUUAAUAAAUCUUUACAGCACUUAG
Messenger RNA from Rhagoletis zephyria (snowberry fruit fly), 2886 nucleotides. RefSeq lists its product as uncharacterized. Gene Ontology annotation, molecular function: cation binding; alpha-amylase activity. Gene Ontology annotation, biological process: carbohydrate metabolic process. The record is from RefSeq and is a predicted model, not a curated record. Lineage: Eukaryota; Metazoa; Arthropoda; Insecta; Diptera; Tephritidae.